GAAACUGUGUUUACAGCAACCCACCCCCCCACCUCCACCCCUUUCCCGUACAAGGCGACUGUUUUGUGACUGUGUACACUAUGGUGUGGGAGGUGGUGACCCCAGGUGUGCAGACUAGCGACACCGAGCAUAACAACGCUUGUGAAUCUGAAAGUACAGGAGUGAUGGUGGAUGUAGAUCAAUCCUAUGAGCUGCCCAGCUGUGAGGAACAAUUCCCGUCUUCACCCAGCUUCCCCACCAGUGACAGUUACAUGGAAUAUGAUGACCUCCCAGAUCUACAGGAGGUUCAGGAGGAGCUGGAGCCAAGGGCUACACCUGUUUACCAGGUGGAGGUGGGCGUAUCGCACCAGGAGCGACGCGCAAACACAGAAGCACACAGCCUGCAGCUUCCCGACACACACUGGCUGACGCAGCUUGCUCACAUCGCCACCGGACCCCAGAGUCCCCUCCUGCAGGCCGGUCCUCGCGGCAGCUCUCCUUCGGUUUGCAUCACAACAGCCAGCAGCGAUCUACAUUCCUACGCUCGACCUCCUCCUCUGUUUCCCAGCGGCACCCCGUCGCCUCCCCGGGGCCGUGGCAGGCAGCGCCGGCACAGCAGGACGAGCAGUGAAUGUGGCUCUGCGGUGUCAACCAGGUCAUCUUUGUCCGAUGACGAAGACAUGGGUUGGAGCUUCUCCUGGCCUCCUACAGCCUGGCACUGUUUUCUCAAAGGUACUCAUCUGCGUUUUCACAGUGGCUCCAACGUGGAGUGGCAGGAUGUUGAGGACCUGGACUCUGCUGAGGAAGACUCUGGUGAUGAGGAACAAGCCAGAUCUCUGAAGACAUUUGGCUCUGAGGGUCUGAAGCUGACAAAGCAUUCAGAGAUUGUGUCAUCUGGUCAGGCUGUCCUACAGCUAAACUUUGACCCCGGGGCAUUCGGAUAUGCCACGAUGACCGUUCAAUGCCAGCUGGACCACCCCUUCUAUGUCAAAAACAAAGGGUGGUCAUCAUUUUACCCAAGCCUGACCGUGGUGCAUUUUGGGAUACCAUGCUCUGAAAUGGAAGUGGGGGAUGUAUGUCUGCCUCCGGGACACAGAGAUGCUAAACACUCCGACGACUCAGCGGUCUUUGACACAUUCAGGAGUUAUGAUUUCACUCCUCUGGACUCGUCUGCAGUUUAUGUCUUGAGCAGCAUGGCCAGGAGGCGGCACGCCUCCCAGUCCAGCAGUGGAGCUGCUUCUCCAGUCAGAGACACCUUGCAAAGCGCACACAGUUCCAGCCGUUCUCACUCUUCUUAUCGAAAGCCGUCGAAAGCCCAGCAGGACGGCACACCAGGAAGCACCCAUGCCACGGCCAAUAGGUGCAAGCGGCCUAUGAACGCCUUCAUGCUGUUUGCAAAGAAGUUCAGGGUGGAGUACACGCAGAUGUACCCAGGCAAAGACAACAGAGCAAUCAGCGUCCUCCUUGGUGAGAGGUGGAAGAAAAUGCGGAGUGAGGAGCGACGAGUAUUCACCCUCCAGGCCAAAGCCCUCGCAGAUGAACAGAAAAGACUCAACCCAGACUGCUGGAAACGCAAACGAACAAAUUCCGGCUGUCAGGGGAAUUAAGGCUACAGAAAUAAACAGAGCCAGCUGAUGGAUGAGGAAAGUUGAACUACAGUAUUUGCAAUCUAAUAUUUUUGCGUUAGUACAUCAUGUUGUGACAAAGCUUGUUAUUCUUGCCGAGUGGAAGCAGACUAGUGGGUUUUUAUCUGCGGAGUCCAUCUCCACGAGUGAUUGGAAGCAAAAAAGAUGAUGACUAUUAUCAUAAAGGUGGAGGUUGUGGUGCUGUAGUGUUUCAGACAGAGAAUAUUUACCCGAAACUAUCUACUAUAAAAUAAGAAAUAUAUAUAUAAUAAAGGUAUACUAAGGUUGCCUGUAAUACUUAUAUUUGCAUCUGCAUUGCACAAGAUGCCACAUUUUCACUUUGCCUUCUUCUAAUUUAUUAUGUCAUAUUUUGAUUUUAAACAAAUGUACAGCAUACAUUUUAAAAUAGGGACACAGGUUGUGAGGUGACUCCAUUAGGUUUUCUCACCAUGCUUGCUACAGUGUGUCAGCCAUUGUAGUACCUGUACUACAUACUUUAAAUAUUUUUGUGUAUUAUUGCAAAAGAUGCUGUGACAAUAUGUUGUUACUUUAGAUUCUAAUAUUUCUGCGUGCCAUGACAUCAUUUACAUAACCAAUGUAAUAGAAUCAUAAACAUUACACAGUAAUACAGUAAUAAGGGGAAGCUUCUUGAGCAUUCAUAUUGAUGCAGCUUUAUGUAAGGGAAUGACCAAUGGGUUAACUUGAGCCUGUAGAAGUUUAGAACCCAUUCUUUAGUCACGUUUUAAACAUGUUGUGACAAAUGAUAAAAAAGUGCAGGGUAAAACUAAUUAAAAAGAUGUGGACGGAUAAAAGUGCUUAUUCAAUAGAUGCUUGAAUAUUUUCUUUUACAGUAGAAUGUGGUCCAGGGUGCAUGUCCAAGGGAGAAUACACUCCCGGCUUAAAGGAAUGUUACUAUAUAAAACGUCUUACAUUCAUGGUCAUUUAGAAAUAAUUGUAUUUCAUACAGUACUUUACAUAAAAAAAACGCCUGAAAAGCAACAUUAGGUGCAUAAAUGACACCUAAAUAGAUGUGAAGCCUGUAAAAAGUUAACAGGAUUCUACUAAACUUUAUAUGGCAAUUUUACUGUUUGCAUGACAAGGUUUAUUCUAAAUGCACUAUAUACACUUUAUCUUAUGUGACUGCUACAGUGCAGUAUGUUGUAAUGACAUUAAUGAUGAUGAUAAUACAGAAAUAUAUAUUUUUUGAUUUUGAUCUUUA
Molecule: messenger RNA, 2823 nt
Organism: Betta splendens (Siamese fighting fish)
Lineage: Eukaryota; Metazoa; Chordata; Actinopteri; Anabantiformes; Osphronemidae
Product: HMG box-containing protein 1-like
Exons: 13
Coding region: 81-1586 (501 amino acids)
Biological process (GO): regulation of transcription by RNA polymerase II
Cellular component (GO): nucleus
Molecular function (GO): RNA binding; DNA-binding transcription factor activity, RNA polymerase II-specific; RNA polymerase II cis-regulatory region sequence-specific DNA binding
Source: RefSeq, a predicted model, not a curated record